CAGCGACCGGCCGGGCCGGGCCGGGCACCGCCGCCCUGCAGGGCAGCCCCGCCGCCGCUCCCGCCUCCUCCGCCUCUUCCUCCUCCUCCUCGUCGCCGCCGCAGCAGCAGCUGACGCUGCUCGUGAUGCAGCCGGGCGGCGGCGAGGAGGCGGCGGCCGGGGCGGCGGGGGUGGUGCUGCAGCCGAGCGCUGACCCGCAGCUGCCGCCCUCCGCUAGCGGCGGCCUGAUGGUGUUCUACGAGCUGGGGGCCGCCGGCGAGGUCGAGGUGGGGGAGGAGGAGGUCGAGGCGGCGGGCGGCGAGAGCACGGCCAGCCUGGAGGAGCUGGAGGAGGAGGAGGCGGCGGCGCCGGGGGCCGCGGGCGGCGAGGCGGCGGCGGGCGGCGAGUGCAAGAGCUGCACGUACGAGGGCUGCAGCGAGACCACCACGCAGGUGGUGAAGCAGCGCAAGCCCUGGAUGUGCAAGCGGCACCGCAACAAGAUCUACAAGGACAAGUACAAGCGCAAGAAGAGCGACCAGGCGCUGGGGGGCGGCGCGGCGGCGGCCGCGGGGGGCGGCCCGCGGGCCGAGGAUAGUGUUGAAGGUUCAGUAUCUGUCACAAAGCAGAGAACAGGAUCCAUUGGAGAUCGCCCAGCAAGACCUACUCUUUUAGAACAAGUAUUGAAUAAGAAGAGGCUGUCCCUACUCAGAAGCCCAGAAGUAGUGCAGUUUCUACAGAAACAACAGCAACUGUUAAGUCAACAAGCUUUGGAACAAAGACAGCAACAGUUUCAAGGAGCACCUGGGUAAUGAGGAAAGAACAAUGAUCUGCAGUCUGGUGCUGAAGGAGGGACACAGGAUCUGUAUUUUGUAUAAAUACAAAGGAUGUCAGUGUUUAAACAAAAAUGGAAGUUGCUGUUGUUA
Messenger RNA from Passer montanus (Eurasian tree sparrow), 902 nucleotides. It is a transcript of the gene RFXAP, whose product is annotated as regulatory factor X associated protein. The coding region runs from base 126 to 788 and encodes 220 amino acids. Gene Ontology annotation, cellular component: nucleus. The record is from RefSeq and is a predicted model, not a curated record. Gene Ontology annotation, biological process: regulation of transcription by RNA polymerase II. The transcript has 3 exons. Lineage: Eukaryota; Metazoa; Chordata; Aves; Passeriformes; Passeridae.